AAAAGAUUAAAAAAACCCCAAAAGCUACCCUCUUCCUCUUCGAGGCCCCAUCCCCCUCUGAAUCUCAUCAAGAAGGAGAAGGACCUCUGAUGCUCUGACUCUUACACUCCCAAAAAAGCACCGGCCACCGCCAGGCUACUCUGCUUCGUCUCGUGAGUUGUGACUUUCGCGUCGGCCCCUCUGCGUCUCCUUCGCUGGCUCGUCGUCUCCUCUGCCUGACUGCGUCUCUCGUCGCCGUCGCGUCCUCGUCCGGCGUAGCUCACCGUCGUUUCUUCCUUCUCGCCGUGCUUGGUCUCCCACUUCUCAGGAAUCCCGUGAGCGUGUUCCGUUAUUAUUCUCGCUCAGUUCGAAACCCCAAUUUCUUUUCUUUUGCCAUGGAACCUGGAAGAUUUGAUCCAACUUACUCUGCAGAGUUAUUGAAGCAUAUGGAUAAGCAGAAUGAGAUCCUUAUGGAAGCCUAUAGAUCAAUGCUCCAUGAAUCGCAAAAACUUCAGGUCGAAGAAGAAAUGCUUAUGCACAAGCUCUAUGAAGUUAUGUCAGCUCAUGGUCUAACUAAAAAGAGUGAUGGCAAUUCUAAUGCUGUUGAUAAUGUUGGAGCUUUAACUGAAAAUAACUAUAACGAAGCUGUUACACACCCCAGCAGUAUAGAAACUCGAGGGCAACAAAGGGAAAUUACUCCUUUUCGAUACACUUAUAGGAGGAGAUAAGAGAAAAUAACAGAAUGCGUGAGAGGAAUUGGUAGAAUUGUGGAGAGAAUUGGCUUUAUUCAUUCUCUUACUUCAAUAUUUCACUGGUCUGGAGAAUUUCAUACUAAAAUCUCCUGCACUAGUGACUUCCUUCUUUUCUACUUCUAAUUCCAAUCCAUCUUAGUUCAAUUCUUCUAUCUUCUGUAUUAUUAUUUUGUACGGGAGAUCUUAUAGAAGCCCAUGACAAACAGUGAGGACAUAGUUUAGAUUCAUUCACUUGUGAAUUUGGAACAUAUUAGGGGGAAUGAAAUAGAUCUUUUUUUACUCUA
This is a messenger RNA of Arachis stenosperma, 1015 nucleotides long. RefSeq lists its product as uncharacterized. The transcript is spliced from 5 exons. Bases 375 to 707 code for a protein of 110 amino acids. Lineage: Eukaryota; Viridiplantae; Streptophyta; Magnoliopsida; Fabales; Fabaceae. The record is from RefSeq and is a predicted model, not a curated record.